AUGUCCGCCAUGGACUGUGGUGCCUCCAAAAUGGCUACCCAUGCAUGCUUCCCGGCCCCGAUCCAGACACACAUAAGGAACGAAGAUUCUUAUUCGUCUGCACCAAGCCACGAUGCCAUGGCAAUUCCUGACCCCAUCCCAUCGCCACGCCGAUGGUCUCCUACAUAUCAGCCCCGAAGGAGGAGCAGGCAAUUUCCGACAUUGUCAUUCGUGCCGUCCCCCACACUCCCACGCGCAGAGGCUCAUGAGUAUUCAACAACAUCUCUCUCCCGGCGGCCUGCGAGUCGAGGCCCAUCCAUCAUAUCACCAUUCCGAUCCGUACGCAGAAUGAAAGAACCAUUCCAGUUAAUGCUUCCAUCUUCCCCAGCGUCUUGCGAUAGCGCACCCACGUUCCUUCCGAAGUCAACCAGAGAAUCCAAACCACUCUCAGGUGGUCAUACACUGCGAACAUGGCGCUCUGAUCAAAACCUCACGUCCUCUAGCAUGUCAGCAUUUGGUUUGUUGCCCAGUCCACCAAUCUCGGAGUCUCGGCCAGCAAGCGCCGGAGCAGAUUCAUCCUAUUUCGCAUGCAAAGAUCCACCGCUAGAAGAAAGAAACAGUGUUUCAACAGUGCCUGAAGGUUCCAACGAAUCCCCAGCACAGAGUGACCAUAGAAUACUGGUGGAGGAUCCUGAGACAGAAGACGCAAUGAACUAUCACGCUUACCGCCCUUCUGGAUGGACUGACGAACCCUGCGAACAACCCGAAGAGCCAAAAUGGGCAGAAGUGACCAACGUCCAUGAAGCACAUUCGAAUCUCGUCCGACAAUGUGAAGCCAAUGACUCGAGCUUUACCAGUAAAGCUCGCGACAGACGAUCAAGUCCCACUAAGUCGCCUGCACAGCUCCCCGCUUCAAACCAUGUGCCAGGUAGUUCCCCAAGACCUCAACGGCCAAGGACAGCAACUGUCUCAAGUGAAGCCAGUUGGAUACCAAGUAACUUAGCGUAUUGUGAAACAUGGCUGAAAGGCGUCCCUUUUGAUCCGAUGACCGGAAAAAACGAAAGCGUUAAAGAAUCCAAUCGUCGCAAAGUGCAAAUUGUUGAGCAAGAUCAUCAUCCAAUGCCGAAAAUAGACGUCAUCCCCGGGGUCAAACCCCUCGCUCCACCUCUGAGAUUUGCCGUUGCAAGCAAGCCCAAAAAUAAACCCAGAUUGGUUGAAAUCGCGCGGCAAUCGUCCCCUUCAAUGCCACCACCGCCGCCGCCAAUCUUGAACCCGCAUCCUCUACCAAUGACACCAGAUCAACGGCAAGAGGAGGUAUCUGCUUUCAGUCCAGAUACACCACUGAAUACGCCAUUAGACAUGUCGGAUAGUGGUUACGGGACUCGGGAAUCUGCUUACUCUCUAGAAAGCUAUGAAGAUAUCAAAGAUGACGACGCCUAUACUGAUCCUGGGUCAUUGACAUCAGACAGUGUAACAUCAACCGUCGUGGGCGAACGGCCUGAUACCGCGCAGGGAGAGCGCAAUAAAUCACCCCGCCCGGAAAUCCGGUCUGGCAGUGUCAGCCCAGAAGCAACAUUACGAACAGACCAUAUCCCUAGUCCUAAAUCUAACGGACCUAAAAAAGAAGAACCAGAAGAAGCAACUCCAUGGGACGAGGCAGAUCAUCAGUGGACCCUGGAUGAUCACGAAUGGACCUUGGAUGAACUUGAACAUUCUGUCAAGGAUUUCCCCCGUCAUAUGCUUCGUCUUACUUCACCGGCUAUUUUGCAUGUACGCAAAAGCGAUGACCGGGAUUUUCUUCGACCAUUCCGCACCAUAUUCCCAGAUGUCACAGAGAGUUUACUGGACUGUCUCUGUGCAGCGUUAAUCGCACGCAACUAUCUCCUCUCUUUAUCUACUUUACAUCGUCAUAAACCUUCCUUAUUGGCACGAACCGAUACCUAUGGGAUCGAUGCCAUCCCCACAAAAGCAUACAGCACACUUGGUAUUCAAAUUCCUUCUGGAUCACCUGGACGUGUGAAAGACCGCGUCCUUGGACCUCGGAGUACGGAGCUUCGCCGAGAAGUCGAACGAAUUAUUGACAACUUGCUAUUUGCUAUAUGCGGUAGAUCCGACGAAACACUCAAAUCAGCCAUUGAAGUCCUAGCACAGGUGCUAGAAGUCAAUGCAACUUGA
Molecule: messenger RNA, 2154 nt
Organism: Penicillium angulare
Lineage: Eukaryota; Fungi; Ascomycota; Eurotiomycetes; Eurotiales; Aspergillaceae
Exons: 2
Coding region: 1-2154 (717 amino acids)
Source: RefSeq, a predicted model, not a curated record